GGGUGUUUCAACUUUCAAUAAUUGGUAUCAUUUUCUCUUCGAAAAACACUCUUCUCUCUUCCCUUUCUCAAGAAACAUGAGUAAAGGUCCGGGGCUCUUCACUGACAUCAGCAAGAGAGCCAAAGAUCUACUCACGAAGGACUACAGCUGCGAUCAGAAAUUUAUCGUCACGACCUACUCUGAAAACGGAUUGGCCAUUACUUCAACUGCAGUGAAAAAGGGUGGACUGUCUACAGGGGAUGUGGCCACACAAUGCAAAUACAAGAAUGCUCUGAUUGAUCUCAAAGUUGACAUGGAAUCAAAUGUUUCAACAACCAUUACUUUCACAGAGAUUCUGCCAUCCUUGAAGACCAUUGCUUCAUUUAAACUGCCUGAUUACAAUUCAGGAAAGCUGGAGGUGCAGUACUUCCAUGAACAUGCUACCUUUACUGCAGCUGUUGCCCUGAACCAGUCCCCAAUAAUGGAUCUUUCAGCAACUAUUGGCACUCCCACUUUUGCUUUUGGUGCAGAGGCAGGUUAUGAGGCUAAGUCGGGUAGUUUUACCAAGUAUAACACAGGCUUUAGCGUGACACAGCCCAACUCCAUUUUUUCAAUGAUUUUGUCUGACAAGGGAGACACACUGAAGGCAUCAUAUGUGCAUCAUCUGGAUCAGAUGAAGAGGAGUGCUGGAGUGGCAGAUAUCACCCGAAGGUUUUCCUUGAAUGAGAACACAUUCACUGUCGGAGGAUCAUAUGCUGUUGAUCCUCAGACAGCAAUGAAGGCAAGGCUCAAUAACCAUGGGAAACUGGGGGCCCUCCUCCAGCAUGAGCUCAAACCCAAGUCAAUCAUCACAAUCUCCGGUGAAUUUGACACCAAGACCUUGGACAAGAAUCCUAGGUUUGGGUUAUCCCUUUCUAUCAAGCCUUGAGUGUUCUUUCGAUCUGUUCUAAAGAUGGAUCCCUGUUGAUUGUCAGUGCCUUAGUGCCGUUUGGAAGAGAAGGGGGAAUAAAUAGUUCCACACACAUAUUCUUUUUUUUUUUUUUCCUGAGGUCUCUGCUUCUUGUGGAUUUUUCAAUGGAUGGUUGGGCCCUAUUUCCUUUUUCCAUUUUUGUGGAGUCAGUUUUGAUGCAGAUGCAUCUAUAAUUUUUUUUUAUUUUUUUGGUAAAUUGUCAUUUACUCAGUGAUGCCAUUGUCACUGGGACCUUAAUUCAAUUAAAUAUAUUGUUAGCCCAUCCAGAACUACUGGAGGCAGGUUGGU
Telopea speciosissima is the source of this 1237-nucleotide messenger RNA. RefSeq names its product mitochondrial outer membrane protein porin 2-like. NCBI's taxonomy places the organism in Eukaryota, Viridiplantae, Streptophyta, Magnoliopsida, Proteales, Proteaceae. Gene Ontology annotation, cellular component: mitochondrial outer membrane. Gene Ontology annotation, molecular function: voltage-gated monoatomic anion channel activity. The record is from RefSeq and is a predicted model, not a curated record. Gene Ontology annotation, biological process: monoatomic anion transmembrane transport. The transcript has 7 exons. Bases 77 to 907 code for a protein of 276 amino acids.